AUGACCUCGGGGGCCCAGUCAGUAGUGAGCUCAGGCCCAGCUGAAACCCCUCCGAAGAAGAGACUGGCUUCGGUUCCCCCUCCGGGGAUCUACGAUCCAGACCGCAAGGCAGGGACUGGGCCGGAGGAGCGAGGAGGUCAGUCAGAGAUGACCGACAUCGCCAAAGCGAUCCAACAGCAAACGAAUGAGCUUGCAACGUUGGUCAAAGCCCAGCAGGAAACCACGACAGGGGCAGGAGGAUCAUUGAAGAGCCUCGGCAAGACCUCAGAAGAACUGGUAUUUUUGCUGCGUGGGUGCGGCCAGUAUACCGUGCAAGUCGGCAAUGAAGAGUACGGGGCCCCUUUAGCGCAAGCGCUGCUCGCGGCUCAGGCCGGCUCCUCAACAAAGCUUCGGAGUGCAGGCUUCAGACAGAAGGUUACUUCUCGGCUCGCCAUCGGGAUUGCCGGCCCAUACUGGGGGACGCAGGAGAAGUAUGCCCUCAGUGCUUCAGAUUUUGUGCCCUGCACCGACGCGGAGUUGGACCAGUUCGCCAUCGAGAGUAGGACAGGCAAGCCGACAAAUGAGCAGAGGCCAACCGCACCCACUCGUUAUGAGGACUGGCUCAACAGAGUGAAGCGACAAAAUGACAUCUGGGCCCUCGUGUACGGCAUGGAGUGGAAGGCCGUGCGGGAGCAUGCCAUCAACCUGUUGGGAGAGUGGCACGUCAGUGCACCACACAAGUGGCCCCUGCAGGUCCUGCUCGAUGUGUGGGAAGAGCUCCACUGGCGAUUCCUCGAGGAGUUGAAGGAGGAGCUGAGGAAGAUCAAGCGGUUGUCCGGAAGAGAGUCCAUGACCUUGCAGGAUUUGAAGUUCUACGCCCUCAUGCCAGACGAAGAAGGGCGACCUCCUUUGACUCUUCCUCAAACAUUCGAUCUACGGCGUCCUGACGGAUGGUUCAUGUCAGAGGUGAUGCCCCGCAUUGAGAGGCGCCAGGAGAGGAUGCUCUGGAAGAUGACCUGGGAGGGUUCAGGGAAGAGUAGAGCCCAAGGACAACCUGCUGGUGGAGACGGAGGUUCCCGGGAGGAGAAGCCGACUUUGAAAACCCUGUUUGGGCCGAAGCUGACGGCGGAGGAGACGACCCGGGCCAAGGAUCGAGCACCAACGAACAAGGAGGGCAAGCUGCUGUGUUGGGGAUACUUGACCCACCUGGGCUGCUCUCAGCAGGGCUGUCAACGAGCUCAUGAACCACUUCGCGGACCCUUUGAGGCUCUCGAUCCGGCGGUGCAACUCCAGAUGCUUCGGAGAGGAGGCCUGAGGAGGAUGAAGGCGGAGACGAAGGAGUCGGCCGCGGAGAAGAUCAAGGAGAUUCGAGCCGGGGUGGCAAAGGACAAAGCCGCCAAGGUGCAGGAUGGCAAAGAUCGUCGACGGGCCGGACAGGGAGACCCAGCCAAAGAAGGGGAUGCCGAAGGUCCGGAGAAAGCAGGCGGCCAAGUCCAUUGGGAAGCUCCGGAAGAGAUGGUACAGGUGGACUACACCCAACAAGAGAAGGACUUUGCAGACUUGGUGGCGGGCCCCGAUGCAUCCUUGUUUGAGCACGUGCCAAGGGAGGCCAAACCCCAUGCGGGGCGGAAGGGCUCCACUGCCCCCUCGGAGGCGCAGGAUAUGGUGAGAAAGGCUCAAGCUUUAGCCUCGGGCCCAGUCCUGGGAAAACUCCAAGGGGCGUCAGAUGACCUAUAUGCUUGGGCGUCGACAAGGGUGGCCAACGACCCGGAGAUCGCCUUCGACACGCUCAUGGAAGAGAUGGUCCAGUACGGCCUUGGGGAACUGGCCGCAGAGGCGGCAGCUUUACUGGAGGCCUAUGGGCAGGGUCUGAAAGCAGGCCACCAAGCUCGUUGUCAGCUGGAAGACACACGAUGGGAAGGUGAGGGCCCAGGCAGAUCUUUGGCUCACAUCGAUGGCGCCCCGUGGGCUCUGUGGGACUUCGGAGAGAUGGUCCAUAUGACUGAGCUGCUGGGAGUAAUCGAGCCAGAGAAGGAGAAGAGGCAGUGCGUCACGAAGGUGCUGGCGGCCGGACUUCAUCUGGCACAACAUGGGAAGGUCCCCGCAAUGGAUGAGGUCGAAAGAGCUACGCAGGAGUUCCGGCUGGAGCAAGCGAGGCUGGCAGUGGAGGCCGAGGGCGUGAUGGGACAUCCAGAGACUAAGGUCGCCCCAGUCGAGCACGAGCUGAGGAUGUAUGCCCAUGACAUCUUGAAGCCCCACCACGACAAGGACUAUCGAGCUUUGGCCGUGUUUCCCUUGGCGGCGAUGGAGGAAAUACGUGUGGUUGUGGUGCGAGUGGACUACAAAAGGUCUUUGCGGGAGGCUGUACACGAAGCUGGAGGUCACAAGGGCUUAGUGUUGCAGGAGUACUUUGCCGGCCAUGGAGUCAUCACCAAGGGUUGGCGAGCUGCGAACCAGACGGCUCUACAUCCCAUCGAGCUCUACGAGCAACCACAUCAACAGCUUGGGCCCCGCCCGGAGCAUGACUUGUCCGAUCCUGUACGGCAAGAGUACUACCUCAACCGGCUCCGAGCUCGUGACUCUAACGUGCAGUGGAUAGCCAGCCCGUGCACCACGUUUUGCGACUGGUGUCUGCAGAAUGGAGGCACUCGCACCUUCCAGAACCCGGCGGGAAAACCCACCGCCAAGGAACAAGUUGGCAAUGCUUUGUCGGAGUAUGGAGCGAAGGUGUUUGAAGCAUCGCUCCUGCAAGGUGGCUUCCCCGUGGCCGAGAGCUCGGGCACUUCGGGGCGAUACCCGAAGCAAUGGCAUCUACCCCAAUGGCGCCGGCUUUUGCAACGACCGGACGUCGACUUCAUUGAGAUCGACAUGUGCGCCUUUGGGCUAGGGCCCCCGGACAUGCCGGACCAUUUCUACCGCCACAGGACUGGACUAGCCUUCCCGCAUCAUCCACCUUUGCGCCAAGCUUUGCUACGCCUGUGCCCUGGAGUCUCAGAUAGCCAUCAGCAUAUCGCACUCAAAGGCAAUCGACCUGGGGUCAAUGUGUCUCGCUGCACGGAAGCUGGAGUUUAUGCGGACGCCUUCGUACGCACUGUGGUGGAGACUUUGGUUCACACCUUGGAGGAGCCUGCGGAGCCGGAGGGUGGCCAGAUUGAACCAGAAGAGGGCCAGAACGAGGUCGAUGAUCUUGGGCACCUAAACGAGCAGGAGCUGCAGCAGGUUGCGGGUAUGGCGGUCGACGAGGCGCUGGGUGUGUGGAAUGGUGUCGAGGUCAACAAUCCUCACCGUGAUGAACCGGAUGGGGAAGAGUUCGAGGACGUCGAGGGUCAGGAGUGGGAGAACACUACGGAACCCGGGGCGGAGACGGACAGCGAGCCCAGGACUCGGAUUGUGUGGCAGAACCUUGGCCAGCGCAAUCGUAUGGAGGUCGACGCAGAGAGGGGUUACGUAUGGGUUCACACCAACGAGGCAAGGAAUGACUUGGUGAUGCCAGAGGAGCUCCCCUACCCGUACUGGCCUCAUCGGUUCCACAGUGAAAGGUACACCCGAUGUGAGACGAGGGAUCAGUGGGGUCGUCUGCAGGUGGCCGAGGUGUACGAUGAUUGGAGAGUCCAAGGGCGCGGCCAACCUCCCUUUGCACCAUGGACGGGGGCAACUCUGUUCGUAUUCGAAGAUGGUCAAGUGCCCUGGGUUGAGGUUCCCGUUGAUGAGUCAGGGGGUCCUGAUGCUGGCGGAGGCGGAGGGCACCCGGGAGGAGGACAAGGUGGUUCGCAGUGGGGCGGGAACUCUUGGAACUCCACCGACUGGCAGGGGUUGAACGACCAGGGACAGUGGCAAGGAUGGAGUUCAUGGUCAUGGAGGGGCACCAGGGCUGGAGGCAGCAGCUGGGCCGACUUCGAGCAGGCUGGCAUCUCAGGCAAGGCAGCGACGGCGGCAAUGAGCUACAUCCAGGAGGUCGACAAGAUCCAGGGGAAUGAGGCUCGAGCAUGGCAGACGAUUCGGGAGCGAGGUGACAUGCUUUUGGACCUCACUGGCACGGUCGAGAAGGCGGCCAUCGCGCUGUGGGUGGCUCGGGAGCACCUGGGCCGCAACAACUUGCAAGGGGCAGAUAGUGAGGAGCUCAACGGGCUUUUGCACCCUGACCACCUUGCCUAUCUUCGGGAAGUUCGUGCCCAAGGGAUGCCGGCUCGGUACCAAGGGCAGCGAGAAAGGGUGGCUACUCGCCCCCACCCGAGGGCCAGAGCGGACAUGGGCCAGGUGUACGUCCAGCUGAUGAAGGACAUCGCCAAGCACAGGGUCUUGGUAGCUUCUGCGAACCACCCUGCUUUGAAGCAUACCGUGUCGUCGCCCUUUGAGUUGGUUCCCAAGAUGCUUCCGAAUCGGUCGCUGUCCACAGAGGCCCGGCUGGUUCACGACCAGCGACAGAAGGACGUGGCUGGAGCAUUCCGACUACUUUGGGCUGACCCGAGGGACGCCGAGCUGUUCGCAGGAGAUGUCCCGUGGAAGCCGGAGUUGAUGGGAACUGGUGGGGAGGCGCCUGACCUUCAAGACCUGGGGAACCUGACGGUCAUCUAUUUGGUCUCAAGCUUUGGAUUCUCGGGUUCACCCGGCGAAUGGACAGCAUGGGGGCGGGCCACAGAGGAGGUGCACCGGAAUCUUCGUCCAGUCGAGAGCAGGAGGGACGGGGAGUUGCAUUUUUGUGGCAAGAUCCUCGUCGAUGACAUGGUGUUGGUUGAACCGGUCAUCGGGCUGAGACCAUGGGUGUCCAGUGAGGUGUAUGAGUGGGCAGUGACGCGACUCUUGGGGGAGAAGGCCAUUAACAAGCUCAAGGACGCGGAGGAGGGCUGCUACAGCAAUCAGCAGACC
Molecule: messenger RNA, 4845 nt
Organism: Durusdinium trenchii
Lineage: Eukaryota; Dinophyceae; Suessiales; Symbiodiniaceae
Source: the annotation of a GenBank genome assembly